AUGCCCAAACCGUACGUUGCGCGGCUCGUCUACGACCGUACGCAUUUAUCCAUCGCCCUUGUUAAGCCGCCUCUUGACGUGGUCGGUGGCAUUACCUACCGUCCCUUCAGCCGCCGCAGGUUUGCCGAAAUCGCAUUUUGCGCAAUCAGCUCUGAUCGACAGGUCAAAGGUUAUGGCGCGCAUUUGAUGUCGCACCUCAAAGACUACGUGAGGGCCAGCGGCGAUGUGAUGCACUUCCUGACCUGCGCCGACAACUCUGCCAUUGGAUAUUUCAAGAAACAAGGCUUCACCAAGGAGAUCACCUUGGAAAAGAAUAUGUGGAUGGGAUACAUCAAAGAUUACAACGGAGCCACCCUCAUGCAGUGCUCAAUGUUGCCACGAAUACGAUAUCUCGAGAUGGGACGUAUGCUAUCUAAGCAGAAGGAAUGCGUCCAGGCUAAAAUUCGCGCUUUUUCGAAGUCACACAUUAUCCACCCGCCUCCCAGAGAAUGGAGUGAUGGCAUUAAGGAGAUCAAUCCGCUUGAUAUUCCCGCAAUCCGAGCGUCUGGUUGGUCACCAGAUAAAGACGAAAUGACACGCCGACCACGACACGCCCCAAUCUACAGCCAGCUGCUGCGCCUUCUCAACGACAUGGCUAAUCAUAAUUCGGCAUGGCCGUUUCUUGUGCCAGUGGAUCGCGAUGAAGUGACUGACUACUACGACAUUAUUCUAGAGCCCAUGGACCUGAGUACCAUGGAGACGAGGCUCGAAGUGGACCAAUAUGUUACGCUUGAAGACUUUAUAAGAGACGCAACGCUCGUUUUCGACAACUGUCGCAAAUACAACGACGAAAGCACACAGUACGUAAAGCUGGCCGAUAACCUCGAGAGAUAUAUGUGGCGACAGAUUAAGACCCUUCCCGAAUGGUCUUGUCUAGAGUCGGAGAAGGUGUUGGUCAGGGACCGCCUUGGCGAUGAUAGCGCUAUGCUCUCAACCCUUAUUCCGGAGGAGAUUCCUACUGUGACAGCUAGGCUGGACGAGGCUCUAGCACGCAACUAG
Messenger RNA from Pochonia chlamydosporia 170, 1038 nucleotides. Its product is annotated as histone acetyltransferase GCN5. Lineage: Eukaryota; Fungi; Ascomycota; Sordariomycetes; Hypocreales; Clavicipitaceae. Gene Ontology annotation, biological process: positive regulation of transcription by RNA polymerase II; chromatin remodeling. Gene Ontology annotation, molecular function: histone H3 acetyltransferase activity; protein binding. Gene Ontology annotation, cellular component: histone acetyltransferase complex. The coding region runs from base 1 to 1038 and encodes 345 amino acids. The record is from RefSeq and is a predicted model, not a curated record. The transcript has 2 exons.